CUGGGACGCGCCGAACUCUAGUUUCCAAAGUUUUUAGGAGGAGCUAUGGAUAGCGGAUGGACAAAAAGUGACUUUCUGCCGUGUUAGCCGCCUACGAAACAGAUGGAUGACAUCAACGUACUACACCACAGAUGCCUCCUGAAUCUGAGGCGCCGAAUCAGAGAUAUUGGGGAUGGACGCCCUGCACAGGAACGAUACAUGAGGCUACAGAAGGAUGGAGACACACUCAGUUACCAAGGGAACUCUGAAGAGGUGGGUUGCUAUGUGGCUGGCCAUCCUUUAUCAAAGGGAAAUUGCUACUUUGAGGUGACAAUAGUGGACACAGGGGUGAGGGGGACCAUUGCUGUGGGGCUGGUGCCUAAAUUCUACAGGCUGGACCACCAGCCUGGCUGGCUGCCAUACUCUGUAGCUUACCACGCUGACAACGGCAAGUUAUACAAUGGCAACCCUGUGGGACAGCAGUUUGGGCCAAAGUGUGCUCGUGGGGACCGUAUCGGCUGCGGCAUUCACUCAGAAAAUAUUGAAGCGGGUUUUACUUCAGUCUUUUUCACCAAAAAUGGCAAAGAAGUGGGUUCAGUGGAGGUUCCUGUGUCGGCAGAGGGACUGUUCCCCGCCAUAGGGAUGCACUCCAUGGGGGAAGAGGUGAAGGUGGACCUGCAGGCUGAGUGGUACCUGGAGGAAGACGACAGCAUGAUGAUGGUGGACAGCCACGAAGAUGACUGGGGGCGGCUCUACGACGUCAGAGUCAGCGGCACGCUCUUGGAGUAUGUUGGCAAAGGAAAGAGCAUCAUGGACGUGGGUUUGGCCCAGGCCCGCCAGCCACUCACCACCCGCUGCCACUACUACGAAGUGGAGAUCGUUGAUGCUGGGGAGAAGUGCUACAUUGCCCUGGGCCUGGCAAGAAGGGACUACCCCAGGAACAGACACCCGGGAUGGAGCCGAGGGUCGGUGGCGUACCACGCUGAUGACGGGAAGAUCUUCCAUGGCAGCGGGGUCGGAGACGCUUUCGGUCCUCGCUGCUUCAAAGGUGACAUCAUGGGCUGCGGCAUCAUGUUCCCACGAGACUACAUCCUGGACGGAGAAGGUGAAGUGGACGACUGGGAUCGGCUGGGCGUCCGUCCGAGUCACGCCGGCGUCCAGAACGUCCUGUACCUCAAUGAUGAGGAGGAGGAGGAGGAAGAGGAAGAUGGGGAGGAGGUCGACCCAGGACAGGACGGCAGGAAGGUCACGGUUUUCUUCACGAGGAACGGGAAGCUGAUGGGUCGGAGGGAGAUGGGGGUCCCUCCCGGGGGCCUGUACCCCACUGUGGGGAUGCUGAGCAGCGGAGAGAAGGUCAAAGUGGACUUGCACCCCCUCAGUGGAUGAGCUGAGCGUGGACUGGACUCGUGACGCCCUGCACACAGCUGGCUGCACUGUAGAGCUCACCCUCGGUAGCCUAGCAUGCUGCUAACACUCGCCACUCAGUUCAGCCGCACACGUGCACGUCGCUGCCCUCGACGCUGCCUCUUUGUUUUUAUUUAUAAGACCUGUACAUUUUCACAGUACUCACAGAAACCAGAAGGAGAGCAGAGAGGUCGUACAGCAUGCACGAGCAGACAGCCGCGCCUCCAGCUAAAAAAAAAAAAGGAAGAUAUUUAACUGUUAAUUCUAUGCAAUUUAUAUUGCUAUCACCCUCAUAUCUAACCUCCCUCUGCAUGCAGUGUGUGUCUGAAACACCGAGCUGUGAAAUCCCUCUCAUAAGGUCUGGCACACUUUGUUUAUUUCAUUUGUCACGACCCCAAGCAAAGCAGAGCGAGGCCAACAGUUGUGCCGAGUCAGAGCCUGCUGCUGGUUCAUGUUUCAGGGAAUAGACUCUCUCUCCCUCUCCCUCUCCCUCUCCUCCCUUUCCCUUUCCCUCUCUCUCUCUCUCUCUCUCUCUCUCCCUCUCCCUCUCCCUCUCUCUCCUUCUCUUUCUCUCUCUCUGUCUCUCGGGGCGAGGCUGCCCUCCUGUGAGCGCUCGGAGACCUGCUGUUGCCCCUCCCUCUCUCUCUCUCUCUCUCUCUCUCUCUCUCUCUCUCUCUCUCUCUCUCUCUCUCUCUCUCUCUCUCUCUCAGCUCUCCGUUGCUCCGGCUGGAAGCGAGCCGUGGAUCUGUUGCAAUAUUUCAGCAUCAUUCUGUAUGAGAUUAUGGCAGGAGGAGGAUUAAUAUUAUUAUUAUAUUACAGGUUUUGGCAAUCACAACCUCACAUACUGUACGGUGCUGCUGCUGAGCGGCGUCAGGUCGGACUGGACGAGUGUUUUUGUUGUUUUUGGGGAUAAAAACAGGUAUAUUUUCUGUGACGGGGAUCUGCAAAAUACACGUUUAAAUUUAUCUUCUACAUCCAAAGUUCAGGGAAUGUGUUUUGGUUUUUGCACUUCAGGGAGUCUGGGGAGACAUUUAGAGCAGACAAGAAGACAGCGGGAAAUUAAAAUAAACACCUUCCAGUAUAACUCAGUCUGACACAAUCAUAAACCAUUAAAGGAAGAAGCUGUGACACUUUCUGUGAAGCCCGUCAUCAAAUUUCAAAACUGAGCGCCAUAAAAAGCAUCCUGAAAGUAAAAUGUGACAUCAGUGUCGGGGCUGAAUCAUACUGUAAUGUGUUCUAAUGUGUUUUACUGCGUUAGUUUUACUCUCUGUGCAUGUUUUCCCUCAAUACAAAGAGUUAUUUCCCGUCUUUACUUUGAAUUUCUUUCCACUUUUUUUUCCACCAUAAACUCUAAAUGAUGUGAUACUUUGCGGUUCAGUUUAAAAGAAGAGAACGAAAAUGAUCAGCUCGAGUUAAUUUCUUGCUUUUCUCUCGCAAUGCCAUAUGUGAUGUGAAAUUAACUGCUGGAUGUUUCUAUUGUUGUUGUUGUUGUUGAUGUUGUUUUUUAAAGAUGAAGACAAUGAUGUUUGGUUGCUGCAUGUUUGUGUCGGAGGUCUGAAUCACAAAGACAGAUUCCUGUUUGAAAUUUUUUUUCAGGCUGGAUUCUCGAGUCUCAGAGCUGCAGCAGAUAUUUUUCAUUAUCAAUGAAACUGAUUGUGAUUUUCUUGAAUGACUGCAGACUUGAAUGCACAUUCGAGUCACAGCCGAGCUCUGAGGACGGCUUGUAUUGAUGAAAAUCAGCCUUUAGCUUGCAGAAACUGUUUAGAUAGAAAACAAUGUUCCUCUGAUGACUUACUGACACAGGAACAACCAAUCUGUGAAGAUCUUCCAGCUCAGAAUGUUCACUUUAUUCUCAUCAUUUAAUUUUUUUUCUUGAAGUGCAUAAUGACAAAAAAUAGUCUUCCUCUCAUUAUUUUUUUUCUACUACCUUGCCCUGAUCCUCUUCUGUUUAAUACAGUCAUGGAAAAAAUAUUAGAUAGAUAAUAGAUCGUUUUCUUCAUUUUCUUGUUCAUUUUAAUGUCUGUUACAACUAAAGGUACAUUUGUUUGGACACAUAUAAUGAUAACAACAAAAAUAGCUCAUAAGAGUUUUAUUUAACAGCUGAUAUCUAGACCAUUUUCAAUGGUUUUCUUGAUAAUGACCAAAAUUAUUAUCAAUAAAAUCAUGGAAAAUGUCUAGAUAUCAGCUCUUAAAUUAAAAUCUUAUGAGCUAUUUUUGUUGUUAUCAUUAAAAUUGUAAAUGGACCUGCACUUAUAUAGCGCUUUUCUAGUCGCUUUGCAACCACUGGAAGCGCUUUACACUACAGACUGCGCUCAUUCACCCUUUCACACACACAUUCAUACUGGUGGCAGAGGCUACCCUAAACGGUGCCACCUGCCACCAUCGGGAAUUCAUUCACACAGCGAUGAACGCAGCAUCGGGAGCAAUUUGGGGUUCAGUAUCUUGCUCAAGGAUACUUCGACAUGUAGGCUGCCAUGGACAGGGAUCGAACCACCAACCCUUCGAUCGAUGGGUGACCGCUCUACCAACUGAGCCAUAGCCGUCCAAACAAAUGUACCUUUAGUCCAGUACCAGGCAUUAAAAUGAACAAUAAAUGAAAGAAAACAAGGGAGGUCUAAUAUUUUUUUCCAUGACUGUAUAUACAAAAACUGUUUAGAUAGAAAACAAUGUUUCUCUGAUGACUUGCUGACACAGGAGCAACCAAUCUGUGAAGAUCUUUCCAGCUCAGAAAGUUCACUUUAUUCUCGUUAUUCAAACUUUUUUUUUUAAGUGUAUAAUUACAAAUAAAGUCCUCCUCUCAUUAUUUUUUCUCCUACCUGGCCCCGAUCCUCUACUGUACAUUGUGUGUCAAAGAAAUGUUUUCCUUGCUACCAAAUAACAGACUUUGAUUUUGGUUUAAACUUACUUAAUUACUGAAGCACCAGUUCUCCAGAAUCACCCGUGUUGGGCUCGGUUAAACCAAAAGGACUCAGUGGAAAUGUCUUUGUGGCACAGACCUCAGAGCUGCAUCAAUCUCUGCAGGUGAAAGAGAAAUACUGUCUGAGUCUGAGCGUCAGUGGGAGCUGGUUUCCACACACUCAGAACCAUUUAAAUUUUAUUAUAUUGUAUUAGCCAAAACCAUCACAUCCCUCUUCAUCCUCCUACGUCUGUCUGUCCGCUACAACAUGAAGUACGACGUAAAUUCCUCCUGUGAGGAGCAGGCAGCAGGUUUCAUCAGAACAAACCGUGAUGUAAAAAUGAUGACGCAGGGUUAACUGUUAAAUCAUCUGCUGGAAAAUGUUUGUUUGUUUGUUUUUAGCUGUCCUCAUGCAUCUUAUUCUAUCUAGAGCCAUCGCUGAUGUUAAAAAUAAAUGUGUUUUUCUUGUCCUGCAGGGCUGGAAGCCCAUUUCAGCCAAUGUGAGGGGGGAAAAAAGGCUUUAAGUCAUUUUAAAGAGAAACUUUCAUGAAAUUGUGACUAAACAGAAAGAGUUAGUAUCUUUUGAGAAAGGUUCUCAUUAUUUUUGAGGAACUUAGAGUUUGUUUAGACAUGCAGUAAACCUCUGAACCCCAAAGUUCUCUUUUAGAGAUCGUCAAAAAUCAGCCGUUAAUGGUAGAAAGAAACCGUAAAAACAGCCAUUAUUGUCGGAAUCUAAACUUUCCGAUAGUCCUUGAACAGAUUGGUUACGAAAAUUUCUCUUAGAAAAAGUGACCAAACGAAGCUUAAAAUGUUGAUAUUUGUGUCAGAGUCUCUUUAUUCUGUGUCAUUUAAAACAAAGCACUAACCAGAUCCUGUUAAAAACAUUCAAUUCUGCUCCUCAGAGACACUGUGAAGACAUGAUUGAUUCUGCUGAGACCAACGGGCACGUGACAAAUAUUCACUGAAAAUCUGUUUACACAGUAGAGAGGAGAGGACAGGAGAGGCUGUUUACACAGAGCAGAGAGGAGAGGACAGGAGAGGCUGGAAAACAUGACAAUACUUCAAUAUGUACAACAUGUGGUGACAAUUUUUUUCAACUUGAGCUUUUGUUUUUUUCUUAUUUCUCUCAUUCCAUAGAGCUGCAUGAUUUAUAGAAUUAAUACAUAUUUUAUAUAUUUUAGUGAAAUACAAGGACACAGAGAGUAAAAUGUAAUAAGAGCAAAAAAACGCCCUGAAACAGCUCGUUGGGGUUCAGAGAGUGAACAGACUGUUGUGAUGGGUAAUUCAGAGAUUUUAGUCUCUUCGAAAUCUCCUAUGCAUUUUAGGAUGAGUAUCAUCGCUGCAUUUAGUAAAUCAUGUAUCAUUGCACAAGUUGAAAUCUUCCCCCUGUAUUUCUGCAGCAUGUGGUCAGGAAUUACACAUUGCAGGUUGUUUUCGAGGAAGGUUUCUAUUAUGACUUACAGGAUCUUUUUCUUUCAUCACAAGGCAAAGUUUUCAUCUCAUUUUUUCUUUUCCUGGCAGAAACGGGCUUCCGUCUGAUAGAGACUUACAUUCAGGUUGUUUCAGCCUGAACUGUUUGAACUUAUUAUGCUAGAAAGUGCAAAGAUAUUAAUGAGCCACUGAUGUGGACGCUUCGGGCCACGUCUAACGUUCAGGGUAUUUAAAGUCACUUGUAAUGAAGUUUACUCAGAUUCUCAGUUUACAAAAAAGUUUCACGGUUCAACCAAAUUAGAGUUAAAUCAGUUUUGUUUUGUAGCGUCUCUGACUUUAC
Centropristis striata (black sea bass) is the source of this 6050-nucleotide messenger RNA. RefSeq names its product SPRY domain containing 3 (gene spryd3). Gene Ontology annotation, molecular function: protein binding. The transcript is spliced from 11 exons. The coding region runs from base 103 to 1365 and encodes 420 amino acids. The record is from RefSeq and is a predicted model, not a curated record. NCBI's taxonomy places the organism in Eukaryota, Metazoa, Chordata, Actinopteri, Perciformes, Serranidae.